Messenger RNA from Zootermopsis nevadensis, 1414 nucleotides. RefSeq names its product small ribonucleoprotein particle protein SmD3 (gene SmD3). Gene Ontology annotation, biological process: spliceosomal snRNP assembly; RNA processing. Gene Ontology annotation, molecular function: RNA binding. The record is from RefSeq and is a predicted model, not a curated record. Gene Ontology annotation, cellular component: spliceosomal complex. NCBI's taxonomy places the organism in Eukaryota, Metazoa, Arthropoda, Insecta, Blattodea, Termopsidae.
UUGGUCAUACUGAAACCUGAAGGUGCAAAGGAGAUGUGUUGAAAGCGUCUGUGUUUCAGUUCGAAGGAGAGGUUUACGGUAUAUUAAGAUGUCUAUUGGGGUGCCGAUUAAAGUUCUACACGAAGCCGAAGGGCACAUCGUAACGUGCGAAACAAACACCGGCGAAGUGUAUAGAGGGAAACUGAUUGAGGCGGAGGAUAACAUGAACUGUCAGAUGAUAAAUAUCACUGUUACAUACCGGGAUGGAAGAGUAGCACAGCUAGAAAACGUGUACAUUCGUGGAUCGAAAAUCAGAUUUCUUAUUUUGCCAGAUAUGUUGAAGAAUGCCCCUAUGUUCAAACGUCAAGGCAACAAAGGGACUGGUGGAGCCGGUAGAGGGAAGUCAGCAAUUCUUCGAGCUCAAGCUGCACGUGGACGGGGUCGUGGUGGACGUGGCCGAGGAGGUGGCAGCUGGCAGGGUGGCCCUGGAGGAGGUCCCGGAGGUGGGAGAGGACGGGGAGAACGAUCAUGAACGUCAUUCACAUUGGUGUGCAGUUUGACACUGAAAAUCAAUUUCAACAUUCAGUACAUUGAAUAUUUAAGUAAAUACAAGUGCAUUUUUUUGUAUGCUGUAUAAUAAAUUCAUAAAACAUUCUAAACUCCUUCUUGGCAGGUUUUUCUGUAGCACUGUUCAGUAGGCACUUUGCAGGUUUACAGAUGGAUUAGUAAAUCACAAGUUGUAGAGUUAUAGUAGAAAGUCUCAUUUAGUGGUCUGUGUGACACUAGAGCUGUUAUACCAUGGUCUAUAUUUAUUAUACUUUACUUAACCAUACUUUGCUGAUGUUGGAUUUCUGCGGUGGACUUGUAAGUGCAUACCAAUAUUUUGGAGUAACAUUGUGUAUCCAUCUCCUCUGCAGUGUUGGUAUUUACCUACAAGUUCACAGGAUGUUACAGCUCAGGAGACCAGCAUUGGUAUCACUGCAGUGAGGUAUAUAGAACAGAGUGGCAAUUGAAAGUGUGUAGAAGCAUCAGUUGGCACUAUGUUGUUCAUUAAUCAAAAUACCACUGCAGUUUAUUUUGUUUAUUACUCUUUAUCAGAAGCUAGCGCAUCAUUUGUUAUCACACUGGAGUGUACGUUGCAACCAGUGAACUCAUUUGUUUGGAAAGGAAAUUUCUGAAAUUUCUCUGUCACACAUUUACUAGACUUGUGUUUACUGAACCAUAAAUGUCUUAACCACAGCAGAAGGAUGCAGUGUGUAUUUAUAUUGUCUUCAGGAUACUUAUUGUCCAUGGAAUGUGGAUCACUUACAGAAGAAAUGAAACGAGUGGAAUUAUGCAUUGUUCAGAUACAAAGUUCAAAACAAAUAUAUUCAGUGGAUUGUUUUUAAAUGUUUUAAUAAUUCAGUACUUGACAAUAAAUAUAAUCAUUCAGCUG